Choloepus didactylus (southern two-toed sloth) is the source of this 540-nucleotide messenger RNA. RefSeq names its product testis expressed 37 (gene SPMIP9). NCBI's taxonomy places the organism in Eukaryota, Metazoa, Chordata, Mammalia, Pilosa, Megalonychidae. Gene Ontology annotation, cellular component: cytoplasm. The record is from RefSeq and is a predicted model, not a curated record.
AUGGCAGGUGUGGUGUACCCCAGACAGGCUCCUGUGGAUUUAGACAUAUACCAAAGCUCCUACAUGGUCGACUAUAAACCCUAUGGGGAGCACAAAUACUCUGAAAUCACACCAAAAGAGCAGGUGAAGCUCGACGCUCAGCUUGAGCCAAAGUUUUACAGGCCCAUCCCCAGACCCAACCCCACGCUCGCAGACGGAUAUCCUGUCUUCAGAAGACCCUGCAUGACCGCCGGAGACCUGGGGCGGCCUGGCUUCUUCCCACCCCAGUACCACGAGGCCUCAGUGGAGGACAGCGGCCAGUUCACCAGCACCUGCCCGUCCGCGUACCCAGCUUCCCGCACCCUCUCCCUGGCCCAGGGGGACCCCAACUGCGUUUACCAGAGUGCUGACUCCCCGUGCCUCCUGGAGCCUGAGCGCCAGCCUGCGACAGAGGAGGGCAAGGGCUACUUUCUGCUGCCCGGCUGCUCCUGCCCUCGUCACCUUAGGGUCAAGGUCCCCAUCUUGAACCGGUGGGGACCCUUGAUGCCGUAUUACCAGUAG